This is a messenger RNA of Paramecium sonneborni, 542 nucleotides long. NCBI's taxonomy places the organism in Eukaryota, Ciliophora, Oligohymenophorea, Peniculida, Parameciidae. The record is from the annotation of a GenBank genome assembly.
UCUAAAGAUGAUAAAAAUUAAACAUAAAGUAGACAAUUCUUAGCAACUUUUUUAAAGAAAGAGAUUAAAAAUUGAUCAGGAGGUCAAAUUAAAUUUAAUUCAUAGUGUGAUUAAUGAUCAUUUGCCUGUUUAUUAGGUUUAUCUUAUUUAUAAUAAUUUAGGCAGCUAAACUUCACAAGCUAAAGUAUUCUUCAGCUAAACAUAUUUUUAGAAAUUAUUAGAGAGAUACAAAAAACUUCUUUUCAAAAUAGAGAAAAAAGAGAUUAAUGUGUAAAUGCUAAAAUAUUGUAAUUGAGGUAACUACAGGAGAAAUUAAAUUGUUUGAAUAAAAUAAUACUCUAUUAACUGAUGCAAAAACAAAAAAUAUUAAUGCUAUUAAUAACUCGAUAAUUUCGAAUUUCUCUAAACAAUUAUAUUUUGAUAUCAAGUAUACUGAGAAUGAUUUUAACAUCAUUUAAAAAGAAAAUUUAGAAGAAUAAUUAGUUUACAUAAAAAAAGUGCUAAAUAAUCAAUAUUAGAAAAUGCUUGUAAAUAAUUAUUGA